This is a messenger RNA of Pieris macdunnoughi, 3150 nucleotides long. NCBI's taxonomy places the organism in Eukaryota, Metazoa, Arthropoda, Insecta, Lepidoptera, Pieridae. The record is from the annotation of a GenBank genome assembly.
AUGGCGAACGACGUGGAUGUAAAAUCAAUAAUGUCGAUAUCAUCCAAAUCGGAGGGUAGCACUGCACCUAUUACUCGAACUAAGUUGAAGAAUGCUCCACUUCACGAAAGAUGUGCUAUACCUGAUAUGGUGAAAAUUAAGGAACUGUUUCAAGCAGCGUAUAGAAACAAAAUGUUGCCCAAUGAAUUCAGAAACCUACUACGGACGCUUCUAAACGUCGAGUAUGAUGAUGAUGAAUUCAAAAUACUAUUUCUAAAAAUAAAUACUUCACGAGAGGGUGAAAUAGAUUGGGAUGAGCUGGUGUCGCAUUUACUUCUGGGCUACUUCCUCAACGAUCCGGAGAAUGAGCGGGCUUCUCUGCAGUUACCCAUAAUGGGACUUCCCACCGUGAUGCGUUCGCAACAUCGUCAUCCCAUUUCUCGCAUAUGCUUCUGCCCGGAUGUUGCCAAGGACCGUAGCACAAACAACCUGACUGGGAACUAUAUUACGGCGAGUCGCGAUGGCAUGAUUAACUGGUGGUCGCUUGACAUGACACUUUUACGCACGGCUUUCUCAUCAAGUCCUCACCUGAAAGUCCGCACUACUUGGGUUACGGACAUGGUAUGCAUGCCUGACGUAAACAUAAUAGUCACGAGUUCUACGGAGCGGGAUUUACGCUUUUACGAUUGUACAGCCAAAACCUUCACAUUGAAGAUCGUCAUCACGAGUUGGGAAUAUAUGAUUUGCACAAUGUAUUACCAUUUUCACCAAGACAUAAGUGAGAAAUGCACGUUGAUUUGCGGUGACGUAGGCGGCAACGUCCGUGUACUGCAAUUCUCACCCGUGGAUCGUGGGCCUUUCCGCAACCAAGCUGGUAGAGCACUUGUGCAGUUGCGACACAUCGACUUGCAACGGCGGCCCCAUCUGCUGGCUGAAAUGAAGCUGACAGAGUUACGUGGAGUUCACAGUGAAUGGGUACGACAAGUGUCGUACUACGCUUCCCUGCAUUGCAUAGUAUCCUGCGCCACGUGCCCAGACUCACUGCUUAUGUGCGACCUCGCCGGAUCCAAGACGCAUAACAUGUUCCGUCUCGACAAAGGUAUUCAAUGCUUCGCCUUCGAUGAAGAAGCACAUGUUCUAGUGACGGGGGGGCCAGACUGCUCGGUGCGUGUGUGGAACCCUUUCGUGCCCAGUAAGGCCAGCGCAGCCUUGCACGGCCAUCACGCGGGUAUUGUCGCACUCGUGUUGCAGAACCGUGCCAGCAUCGUAUAUUCUUUAUCGCGCGACCGAGUGAUCAAGGUCUGGGAUGUCCAGGGUCAGAAUUGCGUACAGACGUACAUCGACAUUCCGGCUCAGGUGGGAGAGCGCACGCCCAUCUCAUGCGUUUAUAACAGCGCAACACGCGAGUUGAUCCUAGCUGCCAUCAAAAUAGCCGUAUUGGUGCUGGACGAACAGAUCAAUCCGCACCACACUGACGGGUUCACACACUCUCGAGCUGUAGCACGCAUUCUCUACAACCCACUCUUUAAGGUCAUCAUUACCUGUGGUAUGGACAGCAUCAUCAUCAACUGGGAUCCUCUCACUGGUAAGCGCAACGUGCUCAUACGAGAGGCGCAUACACGACUUCUGCACGGUGAGUUGAUCCCAGUGGAGAUCACGGCAGCCUGCUUCGAUCCCGGUGAUCAGUUGCUGCUCACCGGUGCAAGGAACGGGACGCUUAAAGUGUGGAACUUCAAUACGGGAGUGUGUUUGAAGGAAAUGACGAUAGAGCACAUGUGUGAAGUGACCAACUGUUUCUGGGUGGAAGGACGAAUCCUGGCUGUGGGUUGGAACCGGCACGUAACAGAAUUCGAAGAAGGUGGAACCCAGCGUACAGGAAAGUCGUGGGAGACGCGGCACACUGAUGACGUGCUAGCUGCUGCUGCGCGAUCACCUAUGACCCUCGCUACUUCGUCAUACAAUUCAGAGCUAAUAUUUUGGAAAUUGGAGACUGGACAACCGUAUCGGAGAUUUUCAUGCACGGAACCGAUGCUGCGUAUCAAGAUGCAGUAUAGCAAACGUGCUGCCUCCCCUCACGCCGCUGCAGGGUCAUCUGCUCAUCGUGGCUCUUCUAUACUACGACGACCUAGCAUGGGUGGUGCGCGUGAUUCGGUAAUCGAUGCGGCGUCUGCGAUGGAGAAGGCCCGCGCUCGACGCGUUUCUGCGGUGAGCUUACCGGCCCGUGCGCAAGUGAUGCGUCAACUCGCCGUACACGCUAUGGUCUUCCUGCAGAGACGCCCCGUGCACAUGCACGUUGCGACUCUGAUGCUGUCGCUGGAAAACGGGCAAGUGCAAUGCUGGUCGGAGCAUCCAGCGGGUGGGAUCCAGGGUGCGUUUCAGGGCAUUCACACUGCCGGAGACUACGUGUCUGCCUUUACGACUGAUGUCGACAAUAACUAUCUUUUCACCGGCACCACAGUUGGCUAUAUCAAAGUGUGGCUCAUGACUAACUACCUCACCCAUGAAAAGACGCACAUCAGUAUGCCAAAGUUGCGGCUGAAGUUUCCGUUCCUUUGGCGGGAUCGCAUCGAAGGACGCGCCAAACGAUGCGUCAGAGACCAACCGCUGCCUCUGCUACUCAACAGCUACAAGGCGCACCUGCGCUGCGUCACUAGUCUCGCCUACGUCGACCAUUUGGAGUUACUCUUCAGUGGUUCGUCAGACUACAGCGUUCGCGCAUGGCGGCUUUCUGGUGAAUACGUAGGCACGUUGGGAAGCUUCGUGCCGUGGUCGCUCACGGACACGCGCUUCCCUCCAGAUGUUCAAAAGGUCGCCAGCUUCACUACUUUCAAGGUGUGGCGAGGAGGGUGGGUGUCUCGCUACGUGCCAGGGCAGGUGGAGAUAGACAAGCUUCGCGAUAUCACGGAACUGGAGCUGCGCACGCGCACUUUCGGUGAACCUCCACCGCCGCCGUUGCUGGGAGAUUACUUCGCGCUGCCCAAGCGUCCCGAUGCACACCAGACUAUUCGUCUCGACGAUUCACUGCAAACGAUUCCGCUAUACGCGCACCUACGCAUGGCAUCGACCCAGCCCGUUCGGCGGCCGCCAACCCCAGAACUUGUGCGAGCCACGCGAUUAAAGCGAGCCCCUGCCCGACGCCCACACUUCGAACCACCAGCGCCUCCACAGUAG